AUGUUACAUUAUGAUCUGCGAGAAGAUGUAAAGGAGCUUCUCCCUCAACUCGAUGAUUUUCGCCACAACAAAACCCUUCUUUCAGAUUCAAACGUACCCCUACCGAGAGCCCUGAAAGUGGUAUUUCAGGAGCUAAUCCGAAUGCAAACCAAAACUUUGAGUCCGAGUGAGUUAUGCGUUCAAAAAAUUGACAGAUAUACAUAUCAGACGAGGGAAGAAACUGAUCAAUAA
Messenger RNA from Ostertagia ostertagi, 231 nucleotides. The record is from the annotation of a GenBank genome assembly. NCBI's taxonomy places the organism in Eukaryota, Metazoa, Nematoda, Chromadorea, Rhabditida, Trichostrongylidae.